This is a messenger RNA of Zeugodacus cucurbitae (melon fly), 1976 nucleotides long. Its product is annotated as putative E3 ubiquitin-protein ligase UBR7. The record is from RefSeq and is a predicted model, not a curated record. Lineage: Eukaryota; Metazoa; Arthropoda; Insecta; Diptera; Tephritidae. Bases 151 to 1476 code for a protein of 441 amino acids. Gene Ontology annotation, molecular function: zinc ion binding; ubiquitin protein ligase activity. The transcript has 2 exons. Gene Ontology annotation, cellular component: cytoplasm.
AUUGUGCAUAUGUUAUCUGUGGAUAUAUGCAUUUAUAUAUUUGCCAAGAUCGAUGAAACUUGUAUGCAACAUUCAUAUUCGUAUUAAAGUACUUUUUGUGUCGACCUAUUUAAAAGUUUUAUUGCAAAGUUCAAAAACAGUGUGUUUACAAUGAAUGCUGAACAAAAGGGAAAUUCUUUGGAUGAGUCCAGUGUUACAAUGGUUGAUGUGUUGCAAGAAGAGCACGAAUUGGAAGAGGAAUAUAAUGCUGUUUUAGGGGCUUCGGAUGAGAAAUGUUGUACAUAUUCUCAAGGUGCUAUAAAGCGACAGGCUCUAUACUCUUGUCUUACUUGCUGUCCUGAAGCUCGCACUGAUUUGAAUAAAUGUGCCGGAAUCUGUUUGGCGUGUUCAUACCGAUGUCACGAAAAUCACGAACUUGUCGAAUUGUAUACAAAACGCAAUUUUCGGUGCGAUUGUCCCACGGAAAAAAUUUCCAAUCAACAAUGCUGUUUAUUUGAUGUUGGAAUAACAAUGCCACAAAAGUGUAAUUCCGGAAAUUCAUAUAAUCAAAACUUUCAAGGAUUAUAUUGUAAAUGUCAUAGACCAUAUCCAGAUCCCGAGCGCACAACAGAAGAAGUGAUGUUGCAAUGCACCGUUUGCGAAGAUUGGUUUCAUUUGUUCCAUUUAGGUAUGCCGGGAUCCACAACAAAAGUCACAAAUGCAGAUAUCUGUGCAGAAAUGAUUUGUGAAAAAUGUAUGAACAAACAUGUAUUUCUGCAAGAUUACACUGGGUUGGCCCUAGAAGCACCUGAUAAUUCUGACGAAUCUGUAUGCAAUGUAACAUCAGGAAAUAAUUCGUUGCAUGAAGAUCAUGACAACAAAUUACGUUCAGAUUUAGACAAGAGCAUAUCUGAUAUAAUGCAUAUGAAUGCAGCCGAAAAGGUAUCAUUAGAAGGAAUUGUGGAGUCGCAAGUUAAACCUAGUAUUGGAGUUGAUGAAAAUACCUUAAAUAUUGGCCCAGAAGUGAAACGUCAGAGAAUUGAAAGUGAUUUGCCGUUGAAGACAGGUAAAAAAGAAGACACCUGCUGUCGUCCGAAAACAAAAACGAAUUACGUUGGAGGAGCUACAUUUUGGGGAUAUGAUUGGCGCGAAGCUUUAUGUCAAUGCGUUCAAUGUUUGGCUCUCUAUAAAUCUGAAAAAGUGGAAUAUUUGUUGGAUCCAGAAGACUCUGCCAAGUCUUAUGAAGAGCGAGGUAAGAAACGUGGUGCAAUGGAAUCCACAUACGAGCAAGGUAUACGUGCUUUGGCUUCCAUUGGUCGAGUGCAGCAAAUAGACGCUAUAACCGAGUACAACCGCAUGAAAGAUAAACUGAAGGAAUAUUUACAAACAUUCGCUGUUUCCAAAAAAGUUGUCACCGAAGCGGACAUCAACCGUUUCUUCGAAGAAAUACGGAGUGAAAAAAAUGCUGAACUUGGUCAACCGUUUCUCUGCCGUUAAACGUGAAUUAUAUGAAAUCUCAACAUAUUGCUACCGCGUUGAUUUAAUUUAUAACACAUGAACAUAAAUAUAUAUUCGAAUCACUAUUUUCAUUUUAUUCAAAUCACAUUCCGUACUCUAUUCAUUAUUAGACAAUAUACAUACAUUUUAACUUAAUAAAAAAAUAAACCAAAAUUUAUUGUACCAAAAUUUAAAUUAAGUAAUUCGUAAAUUGAAGUGUAACAAGAGAUUUGCAAUCAAAUUAUUGUUUAAAAAAAGAUUUACUAAAUCAUUAUAAUUAUGACCAUGAAAAAGUUUGGAUAUCUUUAUAUAUACUUAAAUAUAUAUCAUAUUUCUGUUGGGUGUGAAACCCCCGUUGGCAAAUUAACACUGUAUCAACAUUCGGUGGUUUUUCUACAAUAAGUGGAGUACAAUACAAAUACACGUAUGGUAUACAUAGUAAAAUCAUACAAUUGCAACCACUUUUGUAAAUCUGAAUUUGUCUCUGUAUUCUAUGGAUG